CUUGCACUGGCAGUCUAGACGCUAGUCUACCACGCAGCCUAGCCAAGUGUAACCCAUCGAUGAUGAAUGAUGAUAGCGUACUAGGCCUAGGCUUAGUUAGUUGAUAAUAAAAACUCAUUUCAAUCAUGUCAUUUAGUUUCUCAAAUGACACUGCUAAUAUUUUAUUUGAAAAUAAAGGAGAAGGCCUACCAGAUGUAAAAGAGGAAGUUGAUAGUUUACAAAUGAAUAGUAAAAAUGCAGCAUCAGGAAAAAAUAAGUUGUCAGAGGUGAACGAACUUAAAGAAAUUGAAGACGAGUUAUCAGAAGAGCUAAAAGAAAUGGAAGAAGAAAUGGAACUUCUAGAACUAAGUGCAAGUAAUUUUCAAGAUGAGGCAACAUUUAUUGAAAGCAAUGAUAAAAAAACCAAUAGAAGAUAUAGUUUGCGCCCUCAGAGGAAGUUACAAUCAACUCAUUGUGAUAAGUUUUCAUCAAAUGCAAAAAAAAGGGCAACCCCUACACUGCCAAAAAAUGGUACUUUGGAAACAAUUUUUGAAAAUCCAGUGUUUACUCGAAAAAAUGGAUCAUUAUCGUUGAUGGGAAAAACUAGGUUGAAACGGUACUUGUCAUUUGAUGAUUUUGUAAAUAAAACUAAACAAAGACACAGAAAAUUAAAAGUGAAAAGAUUAAGAAGAGGAAAAAAGCAAUCCAAAUGUUUGAAAGUAUCAGUUGAAGAUGUUAAAUUGAAAUUACAAUCUCUUGAUGAAGAGGUUGCUUGGAUGUCUGAUGAUGGUAUGAAGUGAUGUAGGUAACAUACUAAUGAGCUGACUUUUAAUUUUACUGGUACGCCGAAAGUGGGAAUCUCCUUUAAGCCUACUUAAAGAUGGUAAAAUUUACACAUUAUUUAAAAGACUGAUUUUUGUACACCUUUAAUAUCGUAUUUUUAACUUUUAUAUUUGCUUAAGCAUUCUGACUGUGUAUUUACCUUUGCAAUAAAAUAACAAUAUCAAA
Messenger RNA from Macrosteles quadrilineatus (aster leafhopper), 987 nucleotides. RefSeq lists its product as uncharacterized. NCBI's taxonomy places the organism in Eukaryota, Metazoa, Arthropoda, Insecta, Hemiptera, Cicadellidae. The transcript is spliced from 2 exons. The record is from RefSeq and is a predicted model, not a curated record. The coding region runs from base 126 to 779 and encodes 217 amino acids.